Messenger RNA from Symbiodinium sp. CCMP2592, 848 nucleotides. Lineage: Eukaryota; Dinophyceae; Suessiales; Symbiodiniaceae. The record is from the annotation of a GenBank genome assembly.
GGCUCGCGGCUCUCACUGCCGCAGCCGAAGACUGUGCCUCCCGAGGAGAUGCAGCAGGAGUUGCCUUUGCGCGCUGCAUUGAGGAUUCGGCUCCGUUCCCGAAUUUCCUGCUGCCGAGACCAAUGUUUGACGAAGCAUUGCGGAAUGCCAGCUGUCGUCUGCCGGGGGCAUCCAGCGCCAUGCGACGACACAGUGUAGGUGUCAGCAGCGAAUCCAACUGUUCGCUGGAGGACAGGAAGCUUGAUGUGGAGGUAUUCCGAGAACAUCCCCCUGUUGCGUUGAUCAAGAGCUUUGCCUCCAAUGCAGCUUGCGCACGGCUGCUGGAGGCUGCCGGAGGGUUCGAGAACCUCUCGGAUGCCGUCGCCAAGGGCGCAGCUGGAGGCUUCUACCGGAGGUCCUCCAGCAAGAAUCUGGCCAACCAAGUGCUGGAGGCCGACGAGACGUUGCGAAGUCUCCGGUAUCAGAUGUUUAAAGUUACUGGCGAGCUCACCAGAUACAAGUUGAACUGGACAUCUCCAGAGCCGUUGAACAUCGCGGCCUACAGAAAGCCAGGCGACGAGUACAGACCACACUGCGAUGGCCGGUGCGGCGGCGACCGCCAUCGUCCUGGCGAGCGUGUGGCCACCAGCAUCUUGUAUUGCCAAGUACCUGCAGAAGGUGGACACACCACUUUCACCAUGGACAGCCUGAAAAUCGGCCCUGAUCAAGGAGACAUGCUGGUUUUCGGCUACCUGAUCGGCCAGACUAUGGCGAGACAAGAGGCUGAGCACAGCGCUUGUCCGGUACUGGCAGGAGGAAAGUGGAUUGCCACGCAGUGGUACGCAGAAGAAGCAGAAGACCAAGUGUGA